GCGGCGGCUGCGGCCGCGGGGGAGGGGCCCGGCGUCAGCGCGUCGCCGGCUGGGCCGCGCCGGUGGCCAGGAGGGAGAGACUAGGAGGAGGAGGAGGAGACUCUAUAUUCCUCGAGUGUUGGGACUGAAUUUGUGCUGUUCCUGACAGUGUCCUCAACACUUACUGCAGUGCCUGACACAUAGCAGGUGAUAGACAAUAUACAAAUAUCGAUUGGAUGUAAUCAACAGUAUCUCUGCAUUAGCCAGGUUGGACAAAUAUAUAGAGAGACAUCACUGUAUCUGGAUCAUCAGGAUCUGUGAAGGUUUGAAAGGGCCAAUGAGUAUUCUCAUCCUUGAGGCGUUCUAUGGUGGGUCCCAUAAACAGCUGGUGGAUCUGCUUCAAGAAGAGUUAGAAGACUCUGUCCUUUAUACCCUGCCUGCAAAGAAAUGGCACUGGAGAGCAAGGACAUCAGCUUUGUACUUCUCUCAGAAUAUUCCCACCAGUGAGCAUUACAGGAUCCUCUUUGCAAGCUCAGUGCUUAACCUGACUGAACUGGCUGCCCUUCGACCUGACCUUGGGAAAUUGAAAAAGAUUCUGUACUUUCAUGAGAACCAAUUGGUAUAUCCUGUCAAGAAGUGUCAGGAGAGGGAUUUCCAAUAUGGAUACAACCAAAUUCUCUCCUGCCUGGUGGCUGAUGUGGUGGUAUUCAACUCAGUUUUUAAUAUGGAGUCAUUUCUCACUUCUAUUGGAAAAUUCAUGAAGUUGAUUCCUGAUCACAGACCCAAGGAUCUGGAAAGCAUCAUCAGACCCAAGUGCCAAGUUAUUUACUUUCCCAUCAGGUUUCCUGACGUGAGCAGAUUCAUGCCCAAGCACAAAGCAGCCCAUUUACAGAAGAUACUCAGCCUUAAAGAAAAUUGUGGCAAUGCUCCAUCCAUGGCCCUUCGUUUCCAACAGGAGCUGAGAGGUUCUGAGAAUUUAUUAAAGAGUUUUGAUUCAACGUCUGGACCCUGUGAUGCUGCACAACAAGAAAGCCUGGGUUGCUCAGUAAGACAGGCGUCAUACUUGAAAACAUUGAACUCCUCAGAUGAUUCAAGCACACAUCAUGGGGAACAUAAACAAAAUCGGUGUGACAUUUUGGCUGAAGCUGAUGAUCAGCAAAGACCAUUACAUAUUGUCUGGCCUCACAGGUGGGAGCAUGAUAAAGAUCCAGAGAGUUUUUUUAAGGUAUUGAUGCAUCUUAAGGACUUAGGACUCAAUUUCCACGUAUCUGUCCUUGGAGAAACCUUCACAGAAGUCCCAGAUAUAUUUUCAGAAUCCAGAAAGGCAUUGGGAUCUUCUGUGUUGCACUGGGGCUACUUACCCAGCAAAGAUGACUAUUUCCAAGUACUGUGCAUGGCUGAUGUUGUCAUCUCAACAGCUAAGCAUGAAUUCUUUGGAGUGGCAAUGUUGGAAGCUGUGUAUUGUGGGUGUUACCCACUUUGUCCCAAAGAUUUGGUUUAUCCCGAAAUAUUUCCAGCUGAAUAUCUGUAUUCUACACCUGAACAGCUUUCAAAAAGGCUCCAGAAUUUCUGCAAGAGACCAGAUAUUACAAGAAAACAUCUCUAUAAGGGUGAAAUGGCUCCUUUUUCUUGGGCAGCCCUACAUGGUAAAUUCAGGUCUCUGCUUACAGCAGAACCUAGGGAAGAUUUGUGACAGAUGGGGCUAAGUCACAAACUUGCAGCCUAAGGCAGAAUCUGUAGAACUUUCCAGAGUGUGCCCAUAUUUACCUGAUCAGAGAGAAAAGAAAAUCUGCAGAGGAAGCUGAGCCUGGCUGCUUGUCAUAGCUGACACAGAGCCAUCUGCCACAAACCUGUGGCGGCUUCAGAUCUCCAAUCCCUGCCACCACCCCAACUCAAAUUAAAUACAGAUUCCUAGAGACGUUAUGAUGGUUACACAUGUCCUCGGCAUCACAUGGAGGAGACUGUUCAAAAAAAAUAUGUGGCCUGUUGUAUAACCGCACUCAUGUAUCCCAUAUGUGGUGCCACAUUGAAUUUCCGGUUGAAUCCGUUUUUAUCCUUUGUACUGGAUGACAUGGUGCCUGAAUUCUUUCUUUUCGCCGACACGAUGGCAGCCAAACUGCAGCUUCAAACGCUCUCACUUGGCUGGGUUUCUACCUAGGUUGCCAGGUUAUCAUCGGAGCCUUCUUGUGUCCUCAGAGGGCCACGGGGCCUGAAAGGAGGAUCAGAAUGCUACUGACUAAUUGGGCAGCCAUCUCGGAAUUGUUUGUGGGCAAAGAGCUGCUCUAGCACUUUUCUUUUAGCAAAUUAAUGACUCCCUGGCACCAGGGUUUUAAGUGAAGGUAUUAAUAAGAAGUCUGGCAGGUAUUCCCAUGAUUCACAGUUACAUUUGCAUUUAAUUUAUCUUAAAGAAAGUUGCAAGAUAAACAGCUGUAAUUCAGACAAACAUGGGAAAUACACUAAGUGGGGCCAUCUCGCCCAUAAAAUGAACACAGAGAUACUUGUUUUAAUUCUUUUCCAGGCAUAAAAAUAGAGAAAUAAAAAUACUUCUUACAAAACCAGUAAUUUUGAUAUAAAUAUUUGUCAAAAAUAUUUGCAUCCAGCUACAAAUAUAAUCUUCUCAAGAUAAAUCACUUAUGAUUCCAAUAGUCAAGCUGGUGUAUUUGUUAAUGUCAAGAUAUUUUGAAUGGCUAGAUUGUAAAAUAAAUUUUUAAUAAAGUGCCCACUGCAAUUUUUAAUUAA
Molecule: messenger RNA, 2718 nt
Organism: Bubalus bubalis (water buffalo)
Lineage: Eukaryota; Metazoa; Chordata; Mammalia; Artiodactyla; Bovidae
Gene: QTMAN
Product: glycosyltransferase like domain containing 1
Exons: 12
Coding region: 317-1672 (451 amino acids)
Molecular function (GO): glycosyltransferase activity
Source: RefSeq, a predicted model, not a curated record